Molecule: messenger RNA, 829 nt
Organism: Diprion similis
Lineage: Eukaryota; Metazoa; Arthropoda; Insecta; Hymenoptera; Diprionidae
Gene: MED21
Product: mediator of RNA polymerase II transcription subunit 21
Exons: 3
Coding region: 223-762 (179 amino acids)
Biological process (GO): regulation of transcription by RNA polymerase II
Cellular component (GO): mediator complex
Molecular function (GO): transcription coregulator activity
Source: RefSeq, a predicted model, not a curated record
UACGUGCAAAUUGUCGCGAGACUAGUGAUAGUGACAACAGCGCAACACGAGCUGAUAUAGACUAAAGUAACGAGCUACGAUGUGACAAUGUAUAUAAAUUUAUGUCAGAUAACAAAAUAUGGGUGUACCACAUCUGCUUGAUUGUUAGACUUAUGUAUUUUCUCUCACGCAGUACGACUGCGUUUGGUAAAGUGCUUUGUUGACAUUAGGUGCAUCGAAAAAAUGGCGGAUCGCCUGACCCAAUUGCAAGACACGAUAAAUCAACAAGCUGAACACUUCUGCAACAGUGUUGGGAUCUUGCAACAAUAUUCUAUGCCGACUAAAUUCCCUGGAUUUGACAGAAUUGGAACACCACAGCCUCAUCAGACACAGGAAGAAUAUGCGACUCUAUUUGCUACGCUGAUCGCCCGAUGCGCCAAAGACAUUGACACAUUGAUAGAAAGCCUUCCAAGUGAAGAUUCUUCUCAGGAACUUCAAGUAGCUAGUCUGAGCAGGCUUGAACAAGAAAAUCAAGAUGCUGCGGAACAGCUGGAAGAAACUGUCAGACAGGGUGAGGCGUUGCUUCAAAGAAUUCAAGCAGCCCUCCAAGACAUUGCGCAAAGCCAGCUGGACAUGCAAAAUCCUGCUGCUCCAACAAUAAUCAAUACAAAUUUAAAUCCACAUAUUAAUUUUAAACAAGAAAACUUUGGGAAUAUCAAUACAAUUCCUUCAAGUAAUUCACAUCAACCACCAGAUCCAUCGCCGAACUCUAUGAGCCAGUGAUACGGAUUUUGUUCGAUAUACAUUUAAGAAACCUUAGCCACUAUCAAAUAAAGAUUUUUCUAAAUGC